AUGAGCUCGGAGAAGCUGCUUAACGUAAGCGAAGUUACCGGCCGGGCCCGCCGAGACCGACCCGGCGCGGCCCGACCGGUGACGGUGGCCGUGGCGACCGGGGCGGGGGUGCUGGUAGUGGCGGCCCUCGUCUUCCUCGCUCACGAGGUCAAGCAUGUGCGAAAGAACGCAAGUCAACUGCAAGAUCAACUAGCGAAGGCAAAUGACCAGAUCCUGGCGCUGAAGGAUCGUACAUUGGCCAUGGAGAUCAAGCAAAACGUCGCUACUGGAGACAAGGAGGAAGUGACGGCCCUGAAAAUCCAACUGUCGUCUCUGAGGACUCAACUAGACAGCGAACGUGCGGAGAUGUCGUCUCUCAAGGCUGAGUUACAGAAGGAGAAAACUGACGGGGCGUCUUUGAGGGAGAGACUGGCUGUGCUGGAAACCAAGUUCCAACUCGGUGUCGAAAACGAACAAGAACCAACGUACGAAACAUCUCAUGAGGAGACUGACACCGAUGUGAAACCGAGUCAAGUCAGUGAUGAUGUCAAGCAUGCCGGAGAUCACAGCGCCACCAUGCGGCGGUCCAAGAGAGCGGCCAACACCGUCACAACACCCUACGGCUUAGGUCCCUUCCUAGGCCCUGAAGGACCGGCCGGACGAGACGGGCGGGACGGCCGUGAUGGUGCUCCCGGUCCGCCGGGUCCUCCCGGUCCGGCUGGUGGAUGUGGAGGGUGUGGAGGACAAUCCUGUCUGGUGCGUACAGUACUGUAG
Molecule: messenger RNA, 753 nt
Organism: Branchiostoma floridae (Florida lancelet)
Lineage: Eukaryota; Metazoa; Chordata; Leptocardii; Amphioxiformes; Branchiostomatidae
Product: collectin-12-like
Exons: 3
Coding region: 1-753 (250 amino acids)
Source: RefSeq, a predicted model, not a curated record